Messenger RNA from Zeugodacus cucurbitae (melon fly), 2166 nucleotides. Its product is annotated as solute carrier family 25 member 35. The transcript has 4 exons. The record is from RefSeq and is a predicted model, not a curated record. Lineage: Eukaryota; Metazoa; Arthropoda; Insecta; Diptera; Tephritidae. Bases 281 to 1189 code for a protein of 302 amino acids.
CGUUUAGUGUUUUGUUGACGUUUGAACAGCGCUGUGGAAAGUUUAGGACCGCUGCGAUAUACUAUUUGAAUAUGUAAAUUAUUUGCUAUUUAACUAUGCGCAUUGCCGAGUGCUGGAGUCUCAAGAGAAUUUUGUCUCAUAUUGCUGAUGUUCUACAGUAAUAAACCGUUAGAUAUUAAGAGUUCGACCGACAUAGUCGAGUGUAGAUAAUUAAGUUAUUAAUGUGCAAUCUCUAAUUAUUCGCCUGCGUUAAAAAUUUAAACAUUAUUAUUUAAACAUUAUGGCUGAUUUUAUGAUCGGUGGUUUGGCAUCUGUGGGCGCCAUAUGCUUCACUAAUCCACUGGAGGUGAUUAAGACGCGCAUACAACUGCAGGGUGAGCUAGCCGCGCGUGGAACCUACGAUGUACGCUAUAGAGGUAUCUUACAUGCCUUUGUGACCGUUAUCAAAAACGAUGGUUGGACCGGACUGCAAAAAGGGCUCGUGCCAGCAAUGUAUUUUCAGUUUACAAUAAAUUCAAUACGACUGGGAAUGUACAACGCUGCAGUCAACAAACGGUGGACGCGCACAAAGGAUGGUGGUGAAUCAUUUCUAUUGGGGCUCUUUUGGGGCGCUGCUGGUGGUGCCGUGGGGGCCUAUUUUUCUAGUCCGUUUUUAAUGAUAAAGACACAACUGCAAUCGCAAGCGCCCAAGAAGGUGGCUGUAGGAUAUCAGCAUCAUCAUACUGGCAUGUUUAACGCCUUGCAGCAUAUAUAUAUAAAAGGUGGACUUGCAGCAUUGUGGCGCGGUUCAAUCGCCUCCAUACCACGAGCUGCAAUUGGUUCGGGCGCACAAAUCGCGACAUUUGGAAAAUCGAAAGCACUGCUACGCGAAUACGAUUUAGUUGUGCAACCCACUUUGAAUUCAAUGUGUGGUGGUUUUUUGGCUGGUUGUGUGGUGACAUUGGCCAUCACGCCGCCGGACGUUAUAUCGACACGUCUCUAUAAUCAGGGUGUGGAUGUGCAUGGGAAAGGCUUGUUAUAUAACGGUUGGUGGGAUUGUCUCUUCAAAAUCGCGCGAAGCGAAGGUUUAUAUGGUCUCUAUAAGGGUUUCUGGGCGAGCUACCUACGAUUUGCUCCGCACUCAACACUUUUGUUGUUAUUUUUCGAUGAGCUCUUAGCUUUAAAAAACAAGUAUGAAAUGCGCCAUUAAACUGUUAAUAAUAUUCCUAAAAGUUUCCCUCGAAAUUUAUUUUUAUUCGUAGCAUAUACGAGAUGUUUAAAGUAAAUUACAGAUACUAAAAUGAGGUCAUUAAAUGCUCUGAUUGAAAUAGAACAGUGGAACUUCCAUAAUUCGAACUUCUACAACUCGAAGAUCUCCAUAACUCGAACUUUUGAAUUGGCAAUAGAAGUCAAAUUUCAUACAAAUUUCUUUCUAUAAAUCGAACUUUUCGACCAGUGCAUAAUAAAAAAUUUUAAAUUUUACUAUCAAGGCUGGAUUUGAAAAGAGUCACUCUAUAUCGUAUGUAGGAGAAUAAAAAAUAUGAUAUUACACUUAUAGAUUUCAUAAAUCAUGUAACAAAGCCAUGGGAUACAGACGUCAAGAGCCAAACAAUUGCAAAGUGCAACGAACAAAAUUACAGAAUACAUGUUUUAACGUAUUUAAAUAACAUUUUAUGCGAAGUAAAUAACUAAAACUGUAUAUAAAUCGAUAUUUUACAGCUUUAUAAAAAAAUUUAUGUUUUAAUGAAAUUUUCUAUAACUCGAAGAUGUUUUGUGGAUUAUGGUGAUUCGAGUUAGAGAAGUUCCACUGUAUUAUAUAUAACAGAGAUGUUAAGAAAAUAUAAUAGUUAAAAUCAAAUUAAAAGCACUGAGGCUAUAUAAUUGUAUCUGAAUCGUGCCUUCAUUUGUGAAGCGAUAUUUCCUAGAGUGGCCUACAUUAUUGUUUUGCAUAGACCAUUAAGCAAAAUAUAAAAUAAUUUAGAAAGUAAUGUGAUGGUAAUUUACAAAAUUAUAUAUUCGUUUGUAGUUAAAAAGAAAAAAUAUAAAAUAAUUUGAAUGCAGUGUUUCUUUUUCUACUUAAGGGCCAUAAAAAUAUGAUAAUUUAUCGUGUUAUAAGAGCUACUCUCUUUAACUUUGUGGAAAGAAAAAUAAGAAAAGAUAUAAUGAAGAAAAGAUGGAAAAAUAAGG